Stomoxys calcitrans (stable fly) is the source of this 1685-nucleotide messenger RNA. RefSeq names its product fork head domain transcription factor slp1 (gene slp1). Gene Ontology annotation, cellular component: nucleus. Lineage: Eukaryota; Metazoa; Arthropoda; Insecta; Diptera; Muscidae. The record is from RefSeq and is a predicted model, not a curated record. Gene Ontology annotation, biological process: regulation of transcription by RNA polymerase II. The coding region runs from base 152 to 1195 and encodes 347 amino acids. Gene Ontology annotation, molecular function: sequence-specific double-stranded DNA binding; DNA-binding transcription factor activity. The transcript has a single exon.
UAACAUCUUUUGAGUUUUAGAAAAGAAAAAAACUGAAAAACUAUAAAAGAGAAAAAAAACUUGAAAUUUUCUUUACAAAAAUAAAUAAGAGAAAUCUAAGACUUAAAAAAAAGAAAAAUUGUUAAAAAUUUUUGUGUAUAAAAAAGAGACAAUGGUUAAAAGUGUUUGCGAAAUGGAAUUCAAAAGCAACUUCUCCAUCGAUGCCAUUUUGGCCAAAAAUAACAACAACUCCACAAACCCCUCUGGAACAACCCAAAACCACUAUCAGCAGUCGCCUUUGAUGGCUCCUCAGCAUACCUUCAACUCUCCCCAGCUGGCUCCGACUGUAAUGAUCAAACAAGAACCUGAUGCCAAGGAUGCCACUUUGUAUGUUUGCGAUGAUGGCGAUGAUCUAUCCGAGGAAUUUGAUAGUCCCAGCCGCACCAGUACCCCCAUGAGCAGUGCUGCCGAUUCUCUCUCUUCCGGUGAAGAUAAAUUGGAAGAUGAUCAGAGUUGUGACAGUGACGAGGACAAGGGCGAAGGCAAAUCCGAAGGUGAGGGUGAAGACAAAAAGCCACCCUACAGCUAUAAUGCCCUGAUCAUGAUGGCCAUACAAAAUAGCCCUGAGCAGAGAUUGACUUUGAAUGGCAUCUAUCAGUAUUUGAUUAACCGCUUCCCCUACUUCAAAAUGAAUAAGCGAGGCUGGCAAAACUCCAUACGCCACAAUUUGAGUUUGAACAAAUGCUUUGCCAAAAUUCCCCGCAGCUAUGAUGAUCCCGGCAAGGGCAACUACUGGAUCUUGGACCCCAGUGCUGAAGAGGUGUUCAUUGGUGAGACCACCGGAAAACUGCGCCGCAAAAACCCAGGAGCCAAUCGUGCCCGCUUGGCCGCCUAUCGCCAGGCCAUUUUCUCCCCCAUGAUGGGACGUUAUGCUGCUGCCGCCGCUGCAGCUGCUGCCGGACCCUUCCCAGGAGCUUUGCCACCAUUUGCCAAUCCUAAUUAUGCCAAUGCUGCUGCCGCUGCUGCCUUAUAUCAACGCAUGAAUGCCGCCUAUGCUCCAGCUGCCUAUGCCCCCCCAACAGCUGGCCCUCCACCACACGGCAUGCCUGUGUACAAUCAAAUGCCCUCGGCCAAUGCCAUGUAUCCUGCUGCCAUGCCCAUGACCGCCGAACUUUUCCAUCGCAUGCAGCUUUUGGGAAAAUUCCCAGCCAGUUAAACAUGGAACUCCAAGGUCAGGUUGAAAACAAACAAGAUAAGGGAACGCUAAGCGUUUUUUGAUUUAUUCCACCGCAUAUGCAACGACCAAAGACGGUUUAAAGUCUUAGUUAGCUUGGCAAGGCAAGGCAUUAGCAGGACUCUUAAGGGAACUCUGGGUUUUUAAGGAAGAGUUUCUCCACAUUCCCAAACCACCCAAAACCAAAUCAGCACAGGGCUGUUAGCCCUCUAGGGGCCGGGGGACAGUACCUAGAAAAAGGGGCAAUAACGUACAAUGCUUGGACAGCAUUUACAAUGAAAAGGCGGGCCUUCUAUGGAUCAGAUCAGAAAUCAAUAAAACUGGUCAUAUAAUCAAAUUUAAUAAAAAAAAAUCUAUUUUUUUAUAUGUACAAAUUUUCUUCUUUAGUUUUGUUUUUAGUUUUAAGUUAUAAGAGAAAAAAAGAAACAUUUUUCAUAUGCAUAGAAAAUAAAUUGAUUUUAUAAAACCUAAA